Molecule: messenger RNA, 5155 nt
Organism: Hypanus sabinus (Atlantic stingray)
Lineage: Eukaryota; Metazoa; Chordata; Chondrichthyes; Myliobatiformes; Dasyatidae
Gene: serac1
Product: serine active site containing 1
Exons: 16
Coding region: 246-2099 (617 amino acids)
Source: RefSeq, a predicted model, not a curated record
CCAGUUAAGGAGGGGGAAGAUGGGCAGGUGGACCCAACUGGGGGAGGAUGAAUGCUGGAAUUGGGAGACAGCGGAUAGUGGAUGAUGGGUUCAGGGAGAUGACUAGAGGAGCCUCCACAGGCACCUUCAUUCUCAUUUCAUCCACGGUGGUGUAGUGGUUAGAGCAGUCCUUUCCAGCUCGGGGCAAUCCCCAGUUCAAUUCUGGAGCCAUUCUGUAAGGGGUCUCUGUUUGUCCUCCCCGUGGAAUGCUUGGGUUUUCUCCAGGUCCUCUGGUUCCCUCCCACAGUCCGAAGAGUUUCAGGAAAAAUUGGAAGAUAUGCUGUGCCUGCCAUUUUGGGGCCGUUGAACGAGAGAAACUGAAAUCGUACAUCUAUGUCCAGACUGCUCCACUGGAACAGCGAGGGUUGCAGGAAUUUACAAGAAACCUGCGAAAGGAACUGCACAGGGCAGUUAAGAGACUAAUCCAAGCAACGGCUGGUAUUUUUUCCUUAUCACUGGAUGAGAACUACAUGAAACUAGAUGUGGAAGACCAAGAGUCUGAUUUGUGGCUGCUUCUAAAACGGACCCGAUCUACGUUAAAAGCUGUCCGAGUGCAAGCAAUCCAGGCCCUGGCAAAGAAAUAUCGCUGGCAUGAUUAUCAGUACAGAACUGUGGCCCAGGCUUGUGAUCAGAAAACUUGCAUAGGGCUAGCCAGAUCUAAAGACAUUGAUCUACGCUUCUUUUUACGCCCUCCUUUACCAAAGUCAAUUGAGGAUUCGUACAUCGAAGAUGAACUAAGAAACCUGCUGGCAUCCCUGCCCCAGGCUGAAGUGGAUCAGUGUGUGCAAUACUUCACUUCACUGGCUUUACGGGAGAGCAAUCAGGCUCUGUCAGCACAAAGGGGUGGCCUGUGGUGCUUUGGAGGAAAUGGCCUACCUUAUGCACAGAGUCUAAGCACUGUCCCAAGUGAGAAGGUUGAAUCGUUUUGUCUGCAAGCUCUAGCUAAACAUUCUGAGGUACCCAGCCACUGCGAUGCAAUCGUAGUAAAUGGAGGCUUGCAGUUGCUCCAAAAAAUUUACCAGCUACGCCAAGAUUCUCAAAAAAUUCAAAGGAACAUCAUUCGGACAAUCGGAAAUCUGGCUUUACAAGAGCAUCUCCACUCGGCCAUUGCACAGUCAGGAUGGAUUGGUAUCUUAGCUGAGGUGAUGAAAUCGCCGCAUGUUAUCCAGGCUUCACAUGCUGCAAGGGCUUUGGCCAAUCUGGACAGGGACACCGUGGAAGAGAAGUACCAGGAUGGAAUAUAUAUUCUUCAUCCACAGUACAGAACAAGUCAGCCAAUCAAAGCAGACGUUCUCUUUGUCCAUGGCCUGCUGGGAGCAGCUUUCAAAACCUGGCGACAGAAGGACCGCACCGAUGUGGAGGAUAAGAACGCUGACUAUGCCGAAUGUUGGCCCAAGGCCUGGUUAGCUGCAGAUUGUCCCAGUCUGAGGAUUCUAACAGUGGAGUAUGACACUCACCUCAGUGACUGGAGAUCCAAGUGUCCUGUGGAGAACGAGAGGAAAUCACUGGCCUACAGGGGUCGGGAGCUGCUGACCAAACUGAAAGCUGCAGGUGUUGGAGACAGGCCAGUGGUGUGGGUAGCACACAGUAUGGGAGGCUUGUUAGUCAAAAAGAUACUUUUAGAUGCUUCAGAGGACCCUGAAAUGAGGUCAGUGGUUCAGAAUACCCAAGGGAUUGUGUUUUACAGCGUACCUCAUUGUGGAACUCAUCUCGCCGAGUACUCUGUCAAUGCCCGCUUUCUGCUCUUCCCUUCCGUUGAAGUCAUGGAGCUUAGUAAAGAUUCACCUGCUUUGACGGAACUGAACAAUAAUUUCACCAGGCUGAUUAAGGAACAAGAAGUUAACAUACUGAGCUUUGGAGAAACGCUUCCUACAAACAUUGGAAGUAUGAUCAAACUCCAGGUGGUACCUCUAAAUUCAGCAGAUUUGGGAAUUGGGGAUUUUAUUCCAUUGGACGUUAAUCAUCUGGAUAUUUGCAAACCCAGGAGCAGAGAUUCCUUCAUUUAUCGGAGGAGUCUGAAAUUUAUAAAGGAUGCUUUAGCACAAGAGCUUGAAAGCUGAAUCACUCCCCCGUUCAGAGUUUCCCCAAAGUGCCAAAGUUUUCAUUCUAUUUUCUGUGGUGCAUUCUGGUAAAGUUUCAUCAUGUAACUAAAGCUUGAAAAUGCCAAGAAUGAUAACAUUCAAGGAUUAUAUUAAAAUUGUAUAUAAUAAAGGGCAAUGUAUUUAAAUAACUUAUGUUCUGACAACAUUCAGAUUACUAUUUUGUUGAAAUGAUAGAUAACCAAGUAUAAAAAUGCUUCAAAAUUACAGAAAGCAAAAGGAUUAUUUAUUACGGAUUGGAAUUGUUUAAUUUAACUUUGCUCCUUGAAUUUUCUGUGUGGCCUUUCCUGUAAAGUUAAAAUUUGAAUUAGCCCAACUUAUGCAAUACUUUUUAGUUUUCCUCUAGAUGUGUCUAGGAUUGUAUCUGAUUCUGCAGCCUUUAUUUGGCUUAACAGUAAUAAGAUGGUAGCAUAUGAAAAUAUUUAACCAGUUAAACACAUUGAGUGGUGUUGCCAAUCUUCCCACAUUUGGGUUUUUUUCCCUUUGGUAAUAAAAACAACAGUAUCUGCUAUGUGAGUGCUUCGUCUGAAGUGUAAUCACAGUUGUGAUCUUGGAAACUGGGCAGUCAAUUUGUCCACAAGAAGAACCACAAAGUGCAAUAAACUUGUGGCGUCGCUGUCUCAGCACGGCACUUAAUUUAAUUAACUUUGCAUUGACGUGGACAAAGCAACAAGAGCUGUGAAUGAGCCAUGGUGGACUGAGGGACAGGAGUGGGAUCACAUCUUCCAGUAAUGAGGUAGUAGGAGUCGGAAUGUGAUGGAAAGAAAUGCACGUGCUUGAAAUCUGAAAUAAAAGCAGAACUCAGCCGGUCAGACAGUACUUCAGGGGCUGCGUUUCGGUUUGGAAAGUGCAAGGUUAUUUGGGGCAAGGAAAGAUGUGAGUAAUUGGAUUCAGCGAGUGUUACAUGCUAAAGGUGUUGCAGAGGCAUUCAGCACAGAAUCAGGCCCUUUGGCUCAACGCAUCCAUGCCAAACAUGGUGCCUAUCUGAGCUAGUCCCAUUUGACUGACUUUUGAUCCAUAUCACUCCACCUUUCCUAUCCAUAUACCUUCUGUGUUGGAAUUAUACCUGCUUUACGAUUUCCUCUGACAGCUCUUUCCACAUCCCUAUUACCAUCUGUGGAAACAGUUCCCCUCGGGUCCCUUGUUAAUCUUUACCCUCUCAUGAAAGUUGAAUUUGUAGGGAAAAUGAAUGAGAGGAAAGAACUUGCCCUUACCCUCAUAUCAUCAACUAGAUCCACCUAUCACCUGUCAGUUCUUCCUCUACCCCAACCUCCCCCCCCCCCUUAAAAUGCCACUUCUUUCUUUCCAGUCCUGAUGAUAGUAGAUGGCUGUCCCUCUGACUUGGACACUUGUGACUGGAGGUGUGCCGCAGGGAACUUGAUCCAUUGUUGUUUGUCAUCUGGAUGAUGAUGUGGUAAACUGGAUCAGCAACUUUGCACAGGACACCAAGAUUGGGGCUGAAGUGGACAGCAAGGAAGGCUAUCAAAGCUUGCAGUGGGAUCUAGAUUUGCUGGAAAUAGUGGCUGAAAAAUGUCAGAUGGAAUUUUACUGCAGACAAGUUUGAGGUGUUUCGCUUUGGGAAGGCAAUUCAGAGUAGGACUUGCGCAGUGAAUGUUAGGGCAUUGAGGAGUGUAGUAGAACAGAGGAACCUGGGAGUACAGAUCAUAAUUCCUUGGAAGCGGCAUUACAGGUACAGUACUGUGCAAAAGUCUUUGGGUACCUAAGCCUUAGGUAAGGUGCCCAGGACUUUUGCACAGUACUGUAUUUAUCAACAUAUGCAGAGUGAAUUUGUAAGUGUGGCAGGAGAAAAGGAUGUUGGGAAUGGUGAGGAUGGAGCACUGCAGGAGGGGUGUGGGACAGGUGGCAGAGGAGUGCUGGGGUGGGGGAUGGAGCGGGUGGAAACACAGACAACUCCAGGCAAGGUCAUUUGAUCCAAACAAAUGCUUUAUUGGUCAUUACAGAAUGUCACUCUGGUGCUUCCGGUUCCCUUCCUCCUUCCCCAACCAUGAUUCCCCUCUGCCUGCCAUCUUCCCACACUCAAAUCAAAAUAAUUUUCAUGGGAUCUUAGAAGAAGAAUUGUGGAGAUGCAUGAAGCUGGAAAGGGCUGCAAAAGUAUUUCUAAAGACCUGAGUGUUCAUCAGUCCACUGUAAGAGAAACUGUCCUACAAAUGGAGGAAGCUCAGUACUGUUGUGGGCAUCCUGCAAAGAUCACAGCAGGAGCACAAUGUGCAAUGCUGAAGGGAGUGAAAAAGAAUUGGAGGGUAAUAGUAAAGAUAUGCGGAAAUUGCUACAACUUGCUGAAGUCUAUGUUCAUGUGUCCACAAAAAGUAAAUCUCAUUGCUUCACAUCUCAGAUCUGCAAAAGUCCACCUGGAUGUUCCACAACACUUCUGGGACAGAUGAGACAAAAGUUGAACUGGGCAGAAUGCACACUGCUAAGUUUGGAGGAAAAAGGGGCACUGCACACCAACAGCAAACCUCAUCCCAACUGUGACGCAUGCUGGAAGGAGCAUCAUGGUGUGGGGCUGCUUUGCUGCCCGGGGCCUGGACAGCCUACAAUUGUUGAGGGAAUGAUGAAUUCAAAAUGGUAGCAAGACAUUUUACAGUAGAAUGUUAGGGUAGCGGUCCGUCACCUGAAGCUUAAUAGUAGUUGGGUGAUGCAACAAGACAAUGAUCUGAAACACAAGAGUAAAUCAACAACAGAAUGGCUUAAAAAGAAUAUUUGUGUUUGGAAUGGCCAAGUCAGAGCCCAGAACUUAACCCAAUUCAUAUGCUGCGGCACAGCCUAAAGAGGGCAAUUCAUGCAAGGUACCUCAGAAAUAUCGAUGAACUGAAACAAUCUUGUAUAGAGGAAUGGUGUAAAGUUCCUCCUCGCCAUUAUGCAAGCCUGACCAGCAGUUACAGGAAACAUUUGAUGGAGGUUAUUGCUGCUGAAGGAGGUUCUACCAGCUAUUAGAUACAAGGGUUCACAUACAUUUUCCAGCCUAGACUGAAUGAUUAAACAAUGUGUUGCAUAAA